AAAAUUGCGAUUAUGAGUAAAAUAUGCGGAAAUAUGCUGUAAAAUUUAAAAUAUGCAAAAAUAUGCUGUAAAGAACAAAAUAUGCAAAAAUAUGCUCUUAUAAAUCGAUGCCAAAAUUCGUUAAAUUGUCUGAAAUGGAUAAAUAGCCAACUCGUGUGUCCAUACGACGCGCAGCAAAAAAUAUGAUAUUGCAUAUUUUUGGUUGCCCUGGUAAUCAGUAACUCAAAUAACUUCUAAAUAGUGCGAUUUAACAACAAAAUACAAGGGUCCAUCUGUAAAACUAUGAAAUAAAAUUUUACAUAGUUUUAUUUUUUUAUUAACCUAAACCACAUUGGUGAGGGUAUUAUGCGUUUGUGCUGCUGAAUGUAACGUCCAAACAUAUUGGCUCUUAAAGUAUCUGCUCAGAAUUGCUUUCUGAGUCUGUCCAUCCAGAUAACUUGAUGAAAUUUGGCACACACAUCUCUCCCACCCUAGCCCAUACAAAAUAUCCCUCAGAAAAUGGAUUUACGUCUAUAAUUCACUUAAAAUCGUUACCUCGCGUUAAAAUUCAAAACAAAUAUAAUUUAUACAAAAAUAAAUCCAUUCACCAAAUUUUAUUAGGAUCAGGACCCACUCCCACAUAUAAACCCUCUUUCAAGCGUACGAACGCAUUGAUCACAAACAAAAUAAAAUGCCAAACCUAAUAUUCAAAUCAUUGUCCACCACUUCUUCGAACGGUAUCAAUGGCAAUAACAAUUUCUCGAGCAGUUCAAUAUUGCUACGGAAUUUUAUUGAAACAAAUUCGGACUGCGGUGCUAAUGCAGUGGAAAGAUGUAAACCGCCAUUAUAUUCAAAGCCUAAAACACCGUCGUUUGAUAAGGAUCGUGACUAUAUAGGCUUUGCAACCUUACCUGAACAAGUGCACAGGAAAUCAGUAAAAAGAGGAUUCGAAUUUACUCUUAUGGUGGUGGGCGAAUCCGGUCUAGGAAAAUCGACGUUGGUGAACAGUUUAUUCCUAGGAGAUCUGUAUAAGAAUAGAAUUUUUCCACCAGUAGAAGAACGAAUUGAAAAAACGACACGAAUCGAAAAGAAAACUAUGGAUAUCGAAGAAAGAGGUGUUCGCUUACGUUUAACUGUUGUCGACACGCCAGGCUUCGGUGAUUCUAUAAAUUGUGAAGACAGCUGGAGAGUGUGCACAGCGUAUAUUGAUGAACAGUUUCGACAAUAUUUUACGGAUGAAAGUGGAUUAAACAGGAGAAAUAUACAGGAUAAUAGAGUGCAUUGUUGCUUAUAUUUUGUGCCACCGUGGGGACACAGCUUACGUCAAAUGGAUUUGGAUUUAUUGAGGCGAUUACAUCGAAAAGUCAAUAUUGUACUAGUAAUUGGAAAAUCAGACUGUUUAACUAAGUCCGAAGUUCGAAAUUUAAAGGAACGCAUCUUAAGAGAUUUGGAAGAUAGUCAUAUACAGUUGUAUCAAUUUCCCGAAUGUGACUCAGAUGAGGAUGAAGAUUUUAAACAACAGGAUCGCGAUCUAAAAGCUUCUAUACCAUUUGCUGUUGUAGGAAGCAAUGCGAUUCUCGACAUAGCUGGAAAAAAAGUUCGUGGACGACAGUACCCUUGGGGAGUAGUCAAUGUUGAAGAUCCGGAGCACAGUGAUUUCAUUAAAUUAAGGACCUUCCUAAUUUCGACUCACAUGCAAGACCUAAAAGAUACUACUCAAGAUGUACAUUAUGAAAAUUUUCGUGCUCAAUGUAUUUCACAAAUUUCGCAACACGCCCUGCGAGAACGUGGCAAAUUGAAGCGCGAUUCAAUCAGUUCUACAAAUGGAUUUGAAGCAGCAAUUUCUGAAACUGAUCGUUUGUUAUUACAGAAAGAUGAGGAAAUCCGACGCAUGCAAGAUAUGCUAACCCAGAUGCAGGAAAAACUUAAGCAGACACAUAUUAUGGAGAUGAAGAAGAACGACACUGUCAUCGAUGUUUAAAGUUCAAAACUGCCAAAAAGAGAGGGGCAUUUUAUUUGACUUAUUUUCUUUGAAAUUUCAUUCCAAGUAAAAAGUCGUACGGUCUUGACUUUCAUAACGUAUAUGUCCCUAAAAAUUACACAGUGCUACAAAAUAAAAACACUAUUAUACGCCAACAAAAUAAAUUGGCAUAGCUGAAGGCCGAUUCAGUAAUCUCUAAUAA
Messenger RNA from Lucilia sericata (common green bottle fly), 2162 nucleotides. It is a transcript of the gene Septin4, whose product is annotated as septin-2. The transcript has 4 exons. Gene Ontology annotation, molecular function: GTP binding; molecular adaptor activity; GTPase activity. Gene Ontology annotation, biological process: cytoskeleton-dependent cytokinesis; regulation of exocytosis. The record is from RefSeq and is a predicted model, not a curated record. Gene Ontology annotation, cellular component: cell division site; synaptic vesicle; septin ring. NCBI's taxonomy places the organism in Eukaryota, Metazoa, Arthropoda, Insecta, Diptera, Calliphoridae. Bases 671 to 1960 code for a protein of 429 amino acids.